AUGUCUCUCAAAGUCGGGUACAUUCCAGAGCAUUUUGCCAGUCCUUUAAUUUUUGGCAAACAAAAAGGGCUUUUCAAGAACCAAGACGUAGAGGUGGAAUUGAUCCCUUACCCCAGUGGGUCGGGCCAUUUGAUCCAAUCGUUGAAUGACGGCGAACUGGACGUCGCUAUAGGUCUCACAGAGUCGUUUGUUCGCGGAAUCGCAGACACGGACAAGGACACCAAGCCCAAAUACCAGAUCGCGGGCACAUUCGUGAAGUCCGCACUUGAGUGGUGUGUCUCGACUGGCAGCAAGCGUGAUGACCUCGCAGACCUGAAGGCGCUCGACGGCAAGAAAAUCGGUGUUUCCAAGCUCGGCAGCGGCUCCCACGUCAUGAGCUAUGUGAUGGCACUGCAAAUGGACUUUGAGAAGCCAUUCGAAGACUUCGUUGUGUGCAACGACUUUGCAAAUUUACGCAAAAGUGUGAACUCGGGCGAGUCGGACGCUUUUAUGUGGGAAUACUACACUUCCAAGAAGUUUUUGGACUCGGGCGAGAUCAAAAUGCUCGGUCACGUCUCGUCGCCUUGGCCCUCUUGGGUCGUGGUCAAACGUACCGAAGCGGACCUCGACGCUUUCAAGCGGUUUGUCCAGGCCCUAAACGCGGGCAUAGACUACUUCAACAAGCACAAGGAAGAGUCCAUUGACCUUGUUGUAAGCGAAUUUGGGUACUCUAAAGAGGACGCUGAAGGAUGGUUCAAAACGGUCAAGUAUCACUCUGACUGUGGAAAUAUUAACGACUUGCAUGGUGUCGUCACGGGCACGCUACACAUCUUGGCCAACACCAAUGUGCUGAAAAACAAGGAUGAGUUGGUUAUUGAAAACAACUUACGUGACGGCACUUUGAACUCAUCGUGA
Messenger RNA from Lachancea meyersii CBS 8951, 894 nucleotides. The record is from the annotation of a GenBank genome assembly. Lineage: Eukaryota; Fungi; Ascomycota; Saccharomycetes; Saccharomycetales; Saccharomycetaceae.